This is a messenger RNA of Symbiodinium pilosum, 3225 nucleotides long. The record is from the annotation of a GenBank genome assembly. Lineage: Eukaryota; Dinophyceae; Suessiales; Symbiodiniaceae.
AUGAGUCACGAGAUUGUUCCCUAUGGGAAGGGCAAGGGCAAGAGCAUCGAUGAUGCGCAGCUGCGAAAGUUCACAAAGCGCACCGUUGACUAUGGGUCUGACGUGGUGCGAUGGCUGGAGGACUGCAUGGGCCGUCGGACUAGACCGCGCCUGCAAAGACACUACACCUACACCAAAGAGCUCGUACCUCCCUUCGCCAUGCCGCAGAACCCCUACGACGGCAUCUGCCCACGCUUCGUCUAUGCGGCCGUGAACAAAAAUAGGUCGCCGGUCUAUGUGGCUACAUGGUUUCCAAACGGCCGCCGUAUUCUCACCGGUACGCUCGCCGGCGAGAUGACCAUUUGGAACGGUCUGGCAUUCCAUUCCGAGAAUGUCAUGCAAGCCCACAAUGCCGGAAUAAAAGCGAUGUGUUGGACCCCAGAUGAGGCUGUCAUGGUGAGCGGGGACCAAUUAGGCAUGAUCAAGCUGUGGGAUCCUUUCAUUUACAAUUUCCAGACCUUCCAGGGCCACAAGGACUCAGUUUGUGACAUUGCAGUGGCUCCCACGGGUGAGAAGUUCUGCUCAUGUGCGGACGACUCGCACGCGAAGGUAUGGGACUUGAAAACGGGCGAUGAGGAGCGUGCUUUCACGGGUCACGGUUGGGACGUCAAGUGCUGCGCAUGGCAUCCGACAAAGGGCCUGGUCGCAACCGGCUCAAAGGACUCUCAGAUUAAGCUCUGGGAUCCCCGGGCAUCUGAAGCGAUUACCACAAUCUUCUGCCACAAGAAUACGGUCACACGUGUGGCCUGGAGCCCACAUGGCCAGUGGCUAGCAAGUGCCUCUCGAGACCAGCUGGUCAUGCUGAUGGAUGUGCGGACGAUGAGCGUGCGAAAGGUUUUCAAGGCCCAUCAGAAAGAGGUUACUUCGUUGUGCUGGCAUCCAGAGUCUGAUUCCUUGCUGGCGUCCGGUGGCUACGAUGGUGCCAUCCAUUUCUGGGGCAUCCGGAGCUCCUCGCCAUUGGAGAGUUUGCCGCUAGCACAUGAAGGUCCAGUUUGGUCCUUGGCGUGGCACCCCAUGGGCCAUCUGCUGGUGAGUGCAUCGAACGAUUACUCCACCCGCUUUUGGUCGCGUGCACGGCCUGGUGACACUUCCUUCAGCGAUUUGCUGCCCAAGCGUGUUGGCUUGGGUGCCAGCGACGCUGCAGCCGUAGGCCCCACUCCACCUGCGGGCAAGGCAGAGGACGUCUUACAGGCAGGCAUCUUCGCGCAGCUGCCAGCGCCUCCGCCCACCCCUGAGCUGCUGGCCAUCCUGAAUGGGACCCUUGCUUUGGCACCACCGCCUGAGCCGGAGCCCACUGAGGAGGAGGUUGACGCAAGCAAGGAAGACACCGACAGCACUCCGAUGAUUGGACUUUCGCUUGGAGAAGGUCCGAAUGCCAAGAGUGUCCUGGACACGACAGAUUUCGAUGCAGAGGAGAAGGCCGAGAAAGCAAAAAGAGUCAAAGCAGAGCCAGAGGAAGAGAAGGCAACCCCCAGACCGGUGAAAACUGAGGAGCAGGCGGAGCAGGCGGAGCAGGAUGGAGGGGGGGCCGCUGUCAGCGUGGCAGCUCAAGUGCCAACUGCGGUGAGCGAGGAGCCCCACGCCUUGACAGCCAAGGCGGCCGGUGGAUCCAUGUCCAACAUCACCCUUCAGAUUCCUUCAGUGUUCUUUGCACGUUUCGCCGAUACCAAACUGAAGAUGGGCCCCUGCCUUCUGAAGCUUUCUGCGGUUGCUAAGCGUCAGCACGAGGAGCACGGGCCCAGAGACUGGCUUCGCUGGUCUCCAGCGCACCUGGUCUGCAUCCAGUAUGUUUACUCGCCAAGGAACAACGAGGAUGUCAGCAAAUGGCCGUUGCAAGAUGUGCAGCCAGAGGCCAAAGAUGGGCAAGACAGUCCGGCCGCCCAGUCCGCAAGGAAGAAGGCGCGGCAGCCAACGAAAAGUGAGAAUGGAUACUACACAGGUUGGGCUGCAGCCGAGUCUGGGGAUCUGGAUUCUCGGGACAGCUGCAUGCUGGCGUGCUCUUCAGAUCCAGCCUGCACAUUCAUUGGCUUCAAGAAAGGCAUUACAUGUUCUCGCUUUGAUGCCACUGCCGGCGCCUGCCGGCAGCUGCGGUACGCAAACGACGGCUAUGCAACUUACCAGAAAAUUGUGACGUGUGACUGGUCCUAUGCUGUGGUGCAAACAGGCUGGAGGUGCUCGCAGAGUUAUGAGGACUGGAGAGGUGGCUCCAAAGAAGCUAUGCUUCGCUUCUGUGCUUCCACAUCGUUUUGCAAAGGCCUCCAUUGGUUCAACGAGGGCGGAGAUAUUCGAAACGUCUCCAAAGGGUGGUUUCAGGCUUGCACGGGCCUCGUCUCUGCAGGGCGCUUCAAGCCGUGGAGCAUUCUGAUCAAACCCCAAAGCUGUUCUGAGCCGGCUGACCUGCGGCCGCUGACCAAAGUGUCAGUGCCAAGCAUCUGCGCACCGCAGGCCAACUUUGGUGCUGACAAGCAAAGCACAGAUUCAGCACCAGCAAGCAGCGUCGACUUCGUCAUCUCCGCCUUCAAUGAGGACCUGAGCUUCGUGGAGCCGAUGAUGGCGAUCGCUGGGCCUGGUGUUACCUUGAAGCUUUACUGCUCCGGCGAGCAAAGUCUCGAUUCUCGAUGCUUAGCAGUGCCGAAUCUUGGAGGGGAAAACGCUGUCUACUUGCAUCACAUUGUCCAGAAUUACGAUUCCCUGGCCGAUAUCACCGUAUUUAGCGUCGGCAGCAUCAUGAGAAAUGAGAACAAUCAGCUCCUGUGCAGGAAGCUGAACUACGUCCUGUCGCAGCUGCAGCCAAGCCAGCGCGAGAGGUUUGGCCAGUUUUCCACCAUGGCUCACACCUUCCCAGGAGAGUUCAAUCCUUUCAACCCUGCAUUUGACAUCGAGACGUAUGACUCCCAAAAAUGGGGAGUCAUCCGUCUUUGCAAUGCUUCGGUGAGACCGCUUGGUACUUGGUAUCAGCGCUUCGUGGACCAGGAUCUGAAAAGGCCAACCUGUGCCGGCGUCCUCUUCAACGACAUUUUUGCAGUUCGGGCAGAUCGCUUGCGCAUAUGGCCGCGAUCAAAAUACGAAGCCCUGCUGGCCGAGAUGAGCCGAUGCGGUGAUCUUCGUUCAGUUGCAGAUCAUUAUAUGGAGCGAAGUUGGAAAGCAAUGCUGGACAGAGGCGAAGGCAUGGGCUGUGAUCGAUGA